GUUUAUUCCAGAAAAACAGUUUACAAAACUAAUAACAAAAAAAAUAUGAAGUUGGGUCAGAGGAACAACCCAGUCCUGUGAGUUAGAUGGUAAAACCCAGGACCUGGGUCAGACCAAGCCGGGGUGGGUUCUGUGUCUGAUGCUGUGAUGACUGGUGUGACUAUAUGAGCCCAUGGGUGCUGUCUGGUCCCUCUCAGCUGUCUCAGCAUGCAGCGCGGCUGGAGGCUCCUCCGGGGCUCCUGCAGGAGUCCACGCCCCUCUGGUGACAGCACAUGCCUGCACAGUCCGGCCGAAGAUCCAGGAAGGUUGGCGGACAGGAAAGGCGGCACAUCAUGAUCCGACUCUCCACCGUGUGAAAGCUUCGAGUCCAGCUCUCGUCUGAAGGCAUCAUGAUUCCUGUGAUGGAAUUCCGGCAGUUCUCUGAACAGCAGCCAGCGUUCAGAGUCCUGAAGCCGUGGUGGGAUGUGUUCACUGACUAUCUGUCUGUAAUCAUGCUCAUGAUUGGUGUCUUUGGAUGCACUCUUCAGGUAAUGCAAGAUAAAAUCAUCUGCCUUCCUCAGAGAAUAUCAUCGCCUUCAGAGAACAGCAGCGAAGUGGAAGUGAAGUCACUGUUACACCUGCAAUCCAAUACCUCAGCCGCACCGAGAGAAAUGACGGGCCUGAAAACCGAUCUGGAUCUUCAGCAGUACAGUUUCAUCAAUCAGAUGUGUUACGAGAAGGCUCUGCAUUGGUAUGCCAAGUACUUUCCCUAUUUGGUUCUCAUACACACUCUCGUUUUCAUGGUGUGUAGCAACUUCUGGUUCAAAUUCCCUGGCUCCAGCUCUAAAAUAGAGCAUUUUAUCUCCAUGCUCGGGAAGUGCUUCGACUCUCCCUGGACCACCAGAGCUUUGUCGGAGGUUUCUGGAGAAAAUCCGGAGGAAAAGGACCAUAAAAAGAGCGGCACUUUGAGGUCCAACAUUGCCGUUUCUCCAGGAGAGGGCAGUCUAGAGAAGACACAGUCCCUCCGGUCCAUCCCGGAGAAGAUUGUAGUGGACAAGCCAUCAGCAAGUGUUCUUGAUAAAAAAGAAGGUGAACAAGCUAAAGCUCUUUUUGAAAAGGUCAAGAAGUUUCGUUUGCAUGUUGAAGAGGGAGACAUCCUCUACCUUAUGUAUGUUCGCCAGACUGUGUUCAAGGUGUUUAAAUUCCUCCUCAUUAUCGCCUAUAACAGCUCUCUGGUGAACAAAGUGCGGAACAGAGUACGAUGUGAAGUUGAGAUCCAGGACAUGACAGGCUACAAGGACUUUGAAUGCAAUCACACCAUGGCUCAUCUGUUUUCUAAGCUUUCUUACUGUUACCUCUGUUUGGUGGCUGUUUAUGGAUUAACAAGCCUUUACACCUCCUACUGGCUGUUCUACCGCUCGCUCAAAGAAUACUCCUUCGAGUACGUGCGGCAGGAAACGGGCAUUAACGACAUCCCGGACGUAAAGAAUGACUUUGCUUUCAUGCUGCACAUGAUCGAUCAGUACGACCCGCUGUACUCUAAAAGAUUUGCUGUUUUUCUGUCAGAGGUCAGUGAGAACAAACUGAAACAGCUCAACCUCAACCAUGAGUGGACGGCGGAGAAACUGCGUCAGAGACUCCAGACGAACACCAACAACAGACUUGAACUUCAGCUCUUCAUGCUCCCCGGUUUGCCCGACACCGUCUUUGAACUGACGGAGCUGCAGUCACUCAAGCUAGAGAUCAUCAACAACGUCACCAUCCCCGCCUCAAUCUCUCAGCUGGAAGACCUUCAGGAGCUGUCUCUUUACCAAUGCUCUUUAAAGUUGCACACAACUGCUACCUCCUUCCUCAAAGAGAACCUGAAAGUGCUGCGGGUGAAGUUCGAUGACAACAGGGAACUUCCACACUGGAUGUACGGCCUACGCAACUUAGAGGAGCUCUGUCUCACCGGGUCACUCAGCCCUGAUGCCUCCAAGAAUAUAGUUCUGGAGUCUCUGCGGGAGAUGAAGUGUCUGAAAACUCUCUCCCUAAAGAGUAACUUGACCAAGAUACCCCAGUCGAUCGUGGACGUUUCCAGCCAUCUGCAGCGGCUGUACUUACACAAUGACGGCACUAAGCUAGUAAUGCUAAACAACCUGAAAAAGAUGACCAAUCUGAUAGAGCUGGAGCUCGUGCGUUGUGAUCUGGAACGUAUUCCUCACGCGAUCUUCAGCCUGACAAGCCUGCAAGAGCUGGACCUGAAAGAGAACAACCUCCGCUCCAUAGAGGAGAUCGUCAGCUUCCAGCAUCUUCGAAAGCUCACGUGCCUCAAGCUGUGGUACAACGGCAUCAUGUACAUCCCGGAGCACAUCAAGAAGCUCGGCAGCCUCGAGCGCCUCUACUUCAGCAACAACAAGAUCGAGAUAUUGCCCUCGCACCUGUUCCUGUGCAACAAGCUGCGCUACCUGGACCUCUCCAACAAUGACAUCCGAUUCAUCCCUCCGGAAAUCGGAGUCCUGCAGAGUCUGCAGUACUUCUCUGUCACGUGUAACAAAAUUGAGAACUUACCAGAUGAACUGUUCUUUUGCAAGAAACUCAAAACGCUAAAGCUCGGCAAGAACUCGCUGUCCAUACUCUCACCAAAAAUUUCCUACCUGGCUCUGCUGACCUACCUGGAGCUCAAAGGGAACCACUUUGAGAUCCUGCCGCAAGAGCUCGGUUGCUGUCGUGCUUUGAAGCGCAGUGGCCUUAUAGUGGAGGAGACGCUGUUUGAAACUCUGCCUUCAGAUGUCAGGGACCAAAUGAAGGCGGAGUGAGACGCCUUAACGAAGCCGCAGUGCCUGCUGUUUGUUCUGUCAACCGAUUCAGAGCAUUUUGUUUUAUAUGAAGCCAUUAUCAUACAUAUGUAUCACACUACUGGUAAGAGAGUUUUAGUUCAGAGUUUUAUUUUCAAAUUACUUAAUGGAAAAAAUAAAAAAACACAAAAAACCUGUUCAUAUAUUGUUACACUGAGCGUGGCUGCAACAGGGAGAUAACAUCUGGCCACAAGUCCUUUUUAAAGGGGUAGUUCAGCAUUUUGGGGAAACAUGCUUUUUGCUUUCUUGCCAAGAGUUUUAGGACAAGAUUCAUAUCGAUCUCAUACCUGUACGUUAGAGCUGCAAAGAUGAAUGAAUUAAUCGAGUAAUGUUUUAAAGGAAAUUCCAGCUGAUUCCAUCUUCUUAAAAUGUAAUAUAAUCUGGUUUCUUUCCUCUUCUAUGGCAGUAAGCUGAACUCCUUUGACAAAACAAAACAUUCGAGCACGUCAUGUCGCUUUUAGGGAAACACUGAUCAACAUUUUUCACCAUUUUCUGACAUUUUAUUGUCCAAACUAAUGGUUAAAUUGAGAAAACAACCUACAGAUUAAUCAACAAUGAAAAUAAUCAUUACCAGCUGCCCUAUUGUACAUUAAUCAGUCAUCCCUGGACAAAGCCAGGCCAACUUUUCCCCCCGUAGUCUUUAUGCUAAGCUGCUGAGCUUCAUAUACAGACUUGAGAUUGAUGUUAAACUUCUCAUUUAUCUCUUGGAAAGAAACGAGCGGCUUUCCCAUAAUGCCGAGGUAUUUAUUUAAAGAGCAUCUGUCACUGCUACAUGAAAUAAUAUGAAUGUAAAUCCAAACUGAAGACCUCACUUUAGUGUUGGCCAGUAGCCUUAUGCUGUAUUGUACCUGUAUGAUGUUGCUCUUAAGAGACUGUUAGUUCACAUGCACUGCAGCAGGGGAAAACAAUAACACAAAGGUCAGAUCUAACACAAGUGCAUAAGAUAACGUAGCUAUUCUGUAUUAUAGAGUGCUGGCAUUUCAAAGUGCAUUAAACUUUAAGGACUAUGACAUACUGGUGUUUUUCUUUGGCUGGUAAAACAUGCAUAAGAAGUGUACAGCCUAUUACAAACAUGUAUUUUCAUAAACAGUGUUUUUAUGUUGUUGACCAAUAAAAUUGGUUUUACCUGUAAACGUCAUUUGAUAUUUCUAAAAGUCCACUAAAAGCGCAGCAGCGCUGGAGUGUCUGAAUGGGGUAACUGCACAUAGCAGCUUGUCCUAUUUUCAGUUGUGUUGUGAGAUAAGAUACCACCUGCUGGCUGGUGAGGAUUAAUAAGAGCAAAGAAGAUUAUUCUAUUAAUAUGCAGGCAUGAGGCACACACAAAAACAAAAAGUUGGUCUGAAGUGUCUUUAACAAGUUUUGCCAGGUUUUUUU
Stegastes partitus (bicolor damselfish) is the source of this 4190-nucleotide messenger RNA. It is a transcript of the gene lrrc8c, whose product is annotated as leucine rich repeat containing 8 VRAC subunit C. The coding region runs from base 390 to 2777 and encodes 795 amino acids. The record is from RefSeq and is a predicted model, not a curated record. Gene Ontology annotation, molecular function: protein binding. Gene Ontology annotation, cellular component: cytoplasm. The transcript has 3 exons. NCBI's taxonomy places the organism in Eukaryota, Metazoa, Chordata, Actinopteri, Pomacentridae.